GGACAGCUCUCUGAGGCAGUCGGGCAUACGAAAAAGGAGACGCGCACGGCCACAUAUUGCUUGGGAGUAUAAACCGGACCUGCCCAGAAAUAAAGGAUUUAUAAACAGAGAUAUCACCCCUCGUGUUCCGGCUGUGUAAUUGAAUUAAACUCCCGAUACCGAGAGGCACUUUUCCCUGGGACUGGCUGUCCGCAGGGAGAGACAAGGGGAGGGUAUGGUUGUAAUUAGAGUGUGUUUUCCACGCUCUAGUCUGCCUUAAUGAAGAACGGUGACCUGGGAAAACUUUCAUGACAAGGGAAAUCUUUACGGGAAUGACUGCUUUUUCUGCCGGUGGGGGAUAUUCUUGAAGUUUGAGGAUGCCCCUGUCCACCUCUGGUUCUGGAGCUACAGAAUAAGUGUGAAAAAUCUUGUGUGACAGGAAUUAUUUCUGUGCAUGCUCUAAGGAGACGCCUGACCUGUGGGAUUACACUUCUGUCUUUUUAUUUUGCAAACUCUCCCCUUUUUUCUCUUUUUUUCCCACCUCCCUUUUCUGCAAACACAGACACCCACCCAGCCUCUCCGGUUAACCCUGGGAUCGGGGCGGUGGGGAUCCGGAGUGGCGGUUCAGGAAAAUUCGGGGCUGUGUUUACAGGAGCAGGCCCUUGUGAAUUAAGAGGGAGGUUGGGGGAACCAGCAGGAAUUUUGCAGCCGAGAAAACGGAGAGCAAUAAUGUCCUAGUGUUUUUCACUUGAAUUUACUGCUAACUUGGUCGCGACCCGUUUCCAGCGUUUUCAUACGCUGUACUUGAGUGGUAUUAAAGGAGAAGGCGGGGAUUUCACUGCGCGUCAGAAAAAGGGAUAAGUGUUUUUUUUAAGUAUUGCCAGAACAAACUUCUAAUAACAGCAAAAAAAAAAAAAAAGGACGGGAACUUGAAAGCGAGAUUGCAUUUGUGUCCAUGCCUGCGUGUCUGAGGGCAGCCGGGCGGGUAAGCUGAAAAUCAGCCGUAGCUACUUGUUGCUUUGGUUUGACACAUUGUAUUUAAAAAAAAAAACCAACAAAAGAAAAUAUUUUUAAAAGACGGUCUCGCACUUUUCUUAAACACAAACCGAGGCGGAAUAUGAGACGUGGAUGCGCUGUCACUGUUUUCCGUCUCCAGCUUUCAAAAGGGAUCGACUGCCGGGCUGAAGAGGCGAAGACGAGACCGGACCGGGGACCCGACUGCGGGCGCUGCAGCCGGCUUCUGUGCAAAACCCAAAGCGGACUGAUGGACAGGGGCGACACAUAGUUGCAUUUCUUUCAUUUUUUGUUUCCAGGGGAGGUUGUUUUGGGGGUGCUGGUUACUUUAUCCCCUUUGUUUUUGUAGCCGUUGUUGUUGUUGUUGUCGUUGCUGUGGGGGAAAAAACAACUCCCCCCACCACAACAACAAACCAAACAUUGUUUCGUUUCGGUCUUCAGAAAAGAAAACCCCACACGCUAUGAUAAGGACAAUGCUUUCGGUCGUGGAGGGGAGAAAGCGGGCAGGCAGACCUCAGUCCUCGGCAGUGCACGGAGCAAGUGCUUGAAGAGACAGGAAUGCGACUGUUGACGCAAUAUGAGGUAGAAAAAUGACCUGUUCAAGACCCUGGGACUCGGUUCUCAAGUACAAGUACACAGCUUGCGCAGAAGACGUCUUGGUGGUUUUGCCUUUGUUUGUUUUUUCCAUGCCUCAUGUAACAGGGGAAUUAAAAUAGCAGGAAGUAACUUUUUUUUUAUUAUUUUACAUUUUAAUUGGUAGUAUCAUCCUCUCCGACAUGGCCUCGCCGCGGCACCAGCCGCUGCUCCUGCGCCACACGGAGGUGAGCUGCGACGCCGGCGGCGGCGGGGUGGCGGUGAAAGUCAACAGCAGCGGCGGCGGCAAGCCGCCUCCGCCGCACCCGCCGCCGCAGCACCGUGGCCCCGCUAGCGGCAGCGCCGGUGGGGGCGGCGGCUCCAAGCACAUCAAGUACAGCAUCUCCUCCAGCUGCAGCUCGGGGGAGUCGGGGGUCCGCCGGGCGAUGGUGCCGGGGCUGCGGGGCCAGAGGAAGGUGCCGCAGCUGUUCGAGAGGUCGGCCGCUCAGUGGUGGGACCCGGGGUUUGACUCCCCGAUCCUGGAGGACGCCUGCAGGGAGCGGUGCUUCCCCCAGACGCAGCGCCGGUUCCGCUAUGUACUGUCCUACCUGGCCGCGGCGGGCCUCCUGUGGGGGGUUUAUUUCGGGGUCAACCACGACAGGUGUGACCCCUUCGCCUUUCUGCUCCCGACCGCGGGCUUCCUCGCCUUCUGCCUGGCCCUCUUCCUCUUCACCUUCACGCGCCUCUAUGCCCGGCUGUACCCCCAGGUGUCCCUGCUGCUCAUCGUGGUCACGUUCGCGGUGACGCUGGCGCCCCAGGUCCAAACCGCCGCCUUUUCGCAGUCGCAAGGAAGGGAGGAGGAUCCCUCGGGGAACCGCUCCAAUAGCUCGGGUGGCCCGCCCCGCCCUGGGAAGCUCUGCAUCUCGCCCGUGGGCACCUUCUCCUUGUGCAUGGAAGUCCUCUUGCUGCUGUACAGCGUCCUGCACCUGCGGCUGUACGCGUCUGUGCUGCUGGGCCUGGGGUACUCCGUGCUGUUUGAGGCCCUCGGGUGCGUCUACAUCGCCGAGGACCACCCCACGCUCUACUGGCUGGCCCCCGGCAAGGGGCUCCUGCACCUCUGCGCCCACGCCAUUGGCAUCCACCUGUUCAUCAUGUCGGAGGUGCGGUCCCGGAGCACGUUCCUGAAGGUGGGGCAGGCCAUCAUGCACGGCAAGGACCUGGAGGUGGAGAAGGCCCUGAAGGAGCGCAUGAUCCACUCGGUGAUGCCCAGGAGGGUGGCGGACGAGCUGAUGAAGCAGGGCGACGACGAGAGCGAGACCUCGGUCAAGCGCUACUCCACCUCCAGCCCCAAGAGCAAGAAGAAGAAGACCUCCAUCCCCAGGGGGCAGAUCAUCUUCCGCCCCUUCAACAUGAAGCGCAUGGAGCCCGUCAGCAUCCUCUUCGCCGACAUCGUGGGCUUCACCAAGAUGAGCGCCAACAAGUCGGCCCACGCCCUGGUGGGCCUCCUCAACGACCUCUUCGGCCGCUUCGACAGGCUCUGCGAGGUCACCAAGUGCGAGAAGAUCAGCACGCUGGGCGACUGCUACUACUGCGUGGCGGGCUGCCCCGAGCCGCGCGCCGACCACGCCUACUGCUGCAUCGAGAUGGGCCUGGGCAUGAUCGAGGCCAUCGAGCAGUUCUGCCAGGAGAAGAAGGAGAUGGUCAACAUGCGCGUGGGGGUCCACACGGGCACCGUGCUGUGCGGCAUUCUGGGCAUGAAGCGCUUCAAGUUUGACGUGUGGUCCAACGACGUCAACCUGGCCAACCUGAUGGAGCAGCUGGGGGUGGCCGGCAAGGUGCACAUCUCCGAGGUCACCGCCGGCUUCCUGGAUGACCGCUACGAGAGGGAGGAUGGCCGUGUCUUGGAGCGCGUGGGGCAGAACGUGGUGGCUGACCAGCUGAAAGGGCUGAAGACCUACCUGAUCUCGGGCCAGCGGGUGGAGCACUCUCAGUGCAGCUGCUCCCAGCUGGGCCUGACCGGGCCGGACCCCGGGGAUGGGCCGGCGGCGGCUCCCCGGGCGCAGUCCCCCGACGCCACCCCUGCCGCCGGGCCGGACAGCGGGCUCGCCCACUGCCAGGCUGACAGAGCCAAGGUACCCUGCCCAUCAUGCAGUGUGGUGCUGAUCCCCAGCUCUGAGCUCGCUGUGGAAGAUGGCACCGUGCAGAACGGCUGCCAGGAGGAACACAAAAAUAACGCCAAGGUUCCCUCAGGACGGGGCCCCAAAGCGCAGAACGGCCUGCUGAGCCCCCCCGCGGACGACAAGAUGACCAACAGCCAGACGUCUCUGUGCGAGAUGCUGCAGGAGAAGGAGAAGAAGUGGGGGGGGGUCAGCAUGGACCACUCGGCCCUCAUUCCGCUGCGCUCCAAGAACUUCCGCGAGCGGAGCGACGCCCACUUUGUGGACGUCAUUAAGGAGGACAGUUUGAUGAAAGAUUACUUCUUCAAACCUCCCAUCAAUAAGUUGAGCCUGAACUUCCUGGAGAAGCCGCUGGAAUCAGCCUACAGAGCCAGCUACCAGGAGGAGGUUCAGACCAAGGCCCCGGUGCAGACCUUCGCCAGUCCCACCUUCAGCUCCUUCCUGGACGUGCUGCUGUCCUCGGCGGUGUUCGCCGCCCUCGCCGUGGCCUGCUUCCUGCGGCCCUGGGUCACCGGCAGCCCCCCGCCCGCCGCCGCCAUUGCAGUCUGCGUGCUGGCCGUCCUGCUGGAGGGCAUCUCCCUGGUCCUGUCUGUGCGAAUGGCCUUUUACCUGGACAACGUCAUGAGCUGCACCCGACAGCUGCUGCAGGUCAUCUCGGGCUGGAUCCCCCGGCACCUCAUAGGGGCCGUUCUCAUCUCCCUGCCCGCCCUGUCCGUCUUCACCCACAUCACCUGCCAGUUCCACCUGUCCCUCCAGUUCACCAUGUUCAUCUGCUGCGCGGUCAUCAUCACCAUCAUCCAGUACUGCAACUUCUGCCAGCUCAGCUUCUGGAUGAGGUCCUCCUUCGCCACCGCCGUGGGGGCCGUGCUGCUCGCCGUGCUCUACACGCCCCUCUGCGCUCGGGGGGGUAGCCCUUCCGACAGUUUGUCCGCGCCAGCUGUUGCGCUCCAAGACGUUAGCCUGGCCUUCUUCCUGCUGCUGCUGCUGGUGUGGUUUCUCAACCGGGAGUUCGAAGUGAGUUACCGGCUGCAUUACCACGGUAACGUGGAGGCCGACCAGCACCGCAUCAAGAUCCAGAACAUGCGGGAUCAGGCCGACUGGCUCCUGCGCAACAUCAUCCCCAUCCACGUGGCCGAGCAGCUGAAGGUCACGCAGAGCUACUCCAAGAACCACGACAACGUGGGCGUCAUCUUCGCCAGCAUCGUCAACUUCAGCGAGUUCUACGAGGAGAACUACGAGGGCGGCAAGGAGUGCUACCGCGUGCUCAACGAGCUGAUCGGCGACUUCGACGAGCUGCUGCGCAAGCCGGCGUUCGGCAACAUCGAGAAGAUCAAGACCAUCGGCGCCACGUACAUGGCGGCCUCCGGCCUCAACACCUCGCAGUGCCAGGACAGCGCCCACCCGCACGGCCACCUGCGCACCCUCUUCGACUUCGCCAUGGAGAUGAUGCGCGUGGUCGACGACUUCAACAAGGACAUGCUGUGGUUCAACUUCAAGCUGCGCAUCGGUUUCAAUCACGGCCCCUUGACCGCUGGGGUCAUUGGCACCACCAAGCUGCUGUACGACAUCUGGGGCGACACGGUCAACAUCGCCAGCCGCAUGGACACCACGGGCGUGGAGUGCCGCGUGCAGGUGAGCGAGGAGAGCUACCGCGUGCUCAAGGAGAUGGGCUACGAGUUUGACUACCGCGGCACCGUCAACGUCAAGGGCAAGGGGCAGAUGAAGACUUUUCUCUUCCCGAAGAGCGUGGACAGCGGGAUGGUCCCCCAGCACCAGCUCUCCGUCUCGCCCGACAUCCGCGUGCAGGUGGACGGCAGCAUCGGCCGCUCGCCCACCGACGAGAUCGCCGGCGUGGUUCCCUCGGCGAGCCCGCAGGGGCAGGAGCGCGGGCUGCAGGGGGCGGGGGAGAAACCCGACUCCCAGAACUCAUCGGGAGGACCCCCCAGGUCUUCGGCCCCCGCCGGACCCGGCAGCCCUGGCGAAGAUCAGAGGCCUCCGCCGGCGCGGGCAGCAUCCGUCCCGUCUGCCCCCGCCCCCCGGCCAGGGCCGCCGGAGGAGGAAGAGCCGGAAGUGAAUGAGCUGACGAAAUUGAAAGUGGCAGAGAGCCUAUGAUGCAGCUCUUGUGGAUCCGAGCGAAGCCUCGGAGAAGCUCCCGAGAGGUUUUACUGCCGUCCUCUCCCGAGACCGCAUGGAAGCGAUGGACGCUAUCAUAAUCAGUGUGGGCUUUGUAUCUUUUACCUUUUUUUUUUUCGGCUUACAUUUUCACGAAAGGGGGAGGAUAGGGACGCUGUGUGGAUCGCAGUCAGUGAGGAAAGUUUGGAUGGGGAGGGGAGGUGGGCCGGCGAGGGCUUCAGUUUGCCCAGCCGGCCCUAGCCCUUCACCUUAUUGUCUCUUUGAAUUGUAAUGCCACUUUGUUUUGUUUUCCUUCAUUUUUUUUUGGGUUUGUUUCUUUUGAUGAAGUGCCUUCAGGAAAAAAAAAAUACAGAACAACUUUUCAGAAAACGGAGGUAGGAAAAAAAGCAUUGAAAUGAAGGCCGGGUUGGGGGGGGGGGGGGGGGGGGUGAAGGGGGGAAAAAACUCCCAGCACGGCUUUUACAUCGUAGACAACAGAGGAGGCUGGGGUUAUUCUUUUGUCGCGAAGACCACGUUUGGCGUAUGCGGUUGUAUUUAAUUUAGCAUAUUGUUUUGAGCCCCGUCGAGAGGCGUCUGUGAGACGACAGCCAAUGUACAGAAAAGUGCGGACUGCAGUGGAUCGGUGCCGGCAGGGCGUCGGGGGGGAGAGGAGCCAAUUCUGGGAUGAGCAGCCGGGGGUGGGGGGUUUCUCUGCGUUGAAGCGCUGUGUUCUAUAUCCGCAGUGUGGGCCCAGUCAGGCCUGGAACUUCGUUUCCUGCUCAUACUGCCCUCAGAAUUCACAUCUUUCCCGUUUGUCAAAGCAUUUAUAAAAAGCCAAAAACGGUUUCUCUGCGGGUACGGCCGUUUCACGCAUGUCCUUGGUCACGUCUCGUUUGUUCUGUAAAGCAGAAGUUUGCUCACAGCCAGGUAUGUUGACAUACCAUCUUCUGCGCUGAAGCUCCCCAUGCCAAAACGAGAAAUCAGUGCGCCUUGGGUAACCGUGGAGUGACUCAUCGUUGCGAUUCUUAAUUACAAGGUGUGCGGCUAAUGACCGGAUGAUGUGAGUGUUGCAAUGAGACUCCUGGUCAAACCAGUUCCCAUCCGCAGGUUUGCAGGGUCACGGGGAGCUGCAGAUAGUUUGUGGACACAGGCGUUCGCCGGUAUUGUAGGUGUACAGUGGCGCUUCAACCUGUCCUCACAGUGCUGCUCUCUGACAUCUGUGGUGUCGCCGUGGCGCAGCUCUUGUCCCGUUAAAGGUGGAGCCAAUCUGUAGACUAUUUGGAUAUUUGUUGGCUGUAUCAUGUGUUUUAUCACAAGAAAAGAAUCUGCUCCAAGCAGCUGAGUUAAUCCCAUAGUCAGCAGCUUUUCUGUUUGUUUUUGUUGUUUUUUUUUUGUCCUCUGGAGGCUGUUUCUAAAGCAAGCGAAAAGCUCAGCUCUGCAUCAGAAAGGACAUGAAUGGCACAGCAUUAAUUACACCAGGAACAGUCAUAUAAGAUGUGCAAAGGUUCUUAGGUCUUUGAGAACGCACUAACUUUACGCCCUAACUGGUCAUCCAACAUUAUGGCAAUCUUUCAGUGUGUCAUGUUGUGAAAAGCCAAUCCUAAUUCACUUUCGUACAGUAGUACUCUGCUGGUAGGCGGAGCGGUGUGGAAGAGGCAUGCAUGUGCUGUUCUUGGUUCUGCCUGCUGGAUGCUGUCUGAGUGCAUUGGCACUGGAGACAGUCUCCUGGCCUUAACAUGAUACCGAAGGGAUAGCAGCUGCUGGGAGGACGUCUGCAGUUUCAGUGGACGUCCAGGUUUUCAGGUUAACGAGGAGGGGUGUCUUGAAGUCGAAUGUCUUGUUUUCUGGUCAGCAAGUUGAGUUUACAGAAGAGAUUGUGUCAAGGGAGGGUAAGAUGCUCUGUAGCUCUCGCUGACGGCGAAGGUCCCUAGAGAUCUGUCCUGGGAGGUUUUAUCAGCAUCGGUGUAACUAGAGGGAGUGCUGGGAGGAAACGGCUGUCACUACCGACAUCUAGUCAGGAAGACGGCACCGAGAAGCUUUUUUCCCCAAGUGCAGCUCCUGUCAAAUGGUUAUCAAGCUGCACUGGGAAUCCGAAAGUCAGUACCCUUUUCCCAUUUUAGUAAGAGGUUUCCCGACUUGGUAUAAGGUACAGGUGGGAAAGAAGCAGCCCAGGUGGGAUGUAGCUGGUAUUAUCAAUACAUUAAACCGUUUGUAAAAGCGAAGAUGCAUAUUACAUAAAAGCAAUACAGAGCUGGGACAACACAAAGGCAGUGUGGCUAAUAGAGGCCGAAAGGCUCAGGAUAUAGUUUGAUUUAAGACAUUUAAACUGUGUUCCAGUUGCAGGUUGAGAUCUGGCAGCAAGUGAAUCGAUAUCGCGUGAGGUCACAUGUGAACAUCAAGUGUUCCAGCUGCUGUCCAGCCCCUUAACAAAGCAAUACUUAACUGUUCAGAAUAUAAAGGAUCUUUGCUGGAGCUUGUGGCUGGAUUCCUUCUAAAAACGCAAUUUUCUAGUCAGAUGAAAGAGGUUUCUAUUGUGUUCAUUUACAUAAGUGCCACUUUAGUCACUGGGUGCAGUGCUACCCACUGCAGGUUUUAGUAUCUUACUGUUGUUGUGAUUGUUUUAAAUACUUCCUUGUGUCUCCGGACUGCACCAGCGUGCGGGUUACUUCAUCUGUAUGAAGUCAAACAGACGACAGCCAAGAUCUUUUACAGGAGUGAUUUGUAAAAGGGGGUUGCGUGCCACAUUUCACAUCCAGUCCAAUUUUGCUCUGCAUUUGAUUUAGGAUUUUUACCAUUGCGUACUUUAAGUAUUGACUUAUUGUCAUACUCUCUUUCAGGAGUGCUUCUGAACUUAUUUUGUUGAAAGUUUGUCGGAUGCUAUUUUUUUCUUCUGCUUUUCCCAUUCUCGUGACCUCAAGGCUGGUUCUCUGGCUGACAGUUCGAACCCAUGUAGCGAUAGAGCUUUAAAGAUCUGUUUGGCCGCGCUCCCUGGAAUGUUUUCAAAUCAAAGCUUCUUACUAGAGAGUGCGAUGAGUCUUACAGCCUGGGGUUUGCAGGUUCCAAUCCACGGUGUACGGUCUCCAUUCCGUCUGCAGUGGCAGUACGUAAUUAGCAAAAUCCCGCAAGCACCAGCUGAAAGUGGGGUCUUUCAGGCAACCACUGUUUUUGAAAACACCACCCCUUUCAAAGUGUGGGUGUGAAGGUUCGAUGAGUAGACCUCAGCGUGUAGUGUUAAGUGAAUGGGAACAACAGUUAUUUCAGGUACUAGAGAUCUCUCGGCAUUUAACUGAAAAAAAGGCCACUUUUUACAUCAAAACAGUGGAAAAGGUAGAUGUGAUGGCAUUUCUAUGUGAAAACCUCAUCUAAGCUGCUUGUCAAUGCAUGUUUGCACUGCCCCAUGGUUUAUUAGAUACAGCAUAUGCAUUGGCAUGUCUUCCUUUCACCAAGGCAGCAAUGCAACUGGGUCGAAUGUGUGUCUCGCCUCAUGACUGCACUGAAGAGAGGCCGAGAAACAUCAUGUGAAUAUUGAUCAGAUUGAUUUCGUAGUCGUACACAUGCUUCCCGGCUAACACGGCUUUCCUAUUGGAAGGACAGUACAGUGGGCAGCUAGUACAGCUUGGGAAAUGUCGUCACCAGUGUCCGUGGCACAUUUUAAAAGAUGGCUGUCUUCAGCAGUGCCAAGAUAUAAGUGAGUCUAGGGAUUACGGUGCAGUAACAAUUGAUGGCUAUUACCGUCUCCCCAAGGACUGUUCAUGAACACAUUUAACACCAGGUGAUUUUGCUUUACUGCUCCCCUUUGCACUGUUGACGAUACCUUCUGCCUCAUGCUGCAUGCGCUACGUCAUGGUUUUAACUAGACAGUCCUAGCCACCUCCUAAUUCACUGCAUGAGUAAUAAUGGAAGAGCAUUCUCAAUGGGAGUUGAAUAAAGUGGGUGACAACGGCCACUUGCUCCUCC
This is a messenger RNA of Lepisosteus oculatus (spotted gar), 9812 nucleotides long. RefSeq names its product adenylate cyclase 9 (gene adcy9a). Gene Ontology annotation, molecular function: adenylate cyclase activity. Gene Ontology annotation, cellular component: plasma membrane. Gene Ontology annotation, biological process: adenylate cyclase-activating G protein-coupled receptor signaling pathway; cyclic nucleotide biosynthetic process; intracellular signal transduction. The record is from RefSeq and is a predicted model, not a curated record. NCBI's taxonomy places the organism in Eukaryota, Metazoa, Chordata, Actinopteri, Semionotiformes, Lepisosteidae.